Messenger RNA from Alosa alosa (allis shad), 2987 nucleotides. RefSeq names its product zinc finger protein 436-like. The record is from RefSeq and is a predicted model, not a curated record. The coding region runs from base 133 to 2064 and encodes 643 amino acids. The transcript has 2 exons. NCBI's taxonomy places the organism in Eukaryota, Metazoa, Chordata, Actinopteri, Clupeiformes, Clupeidae. Gene Ontology annotation, biological process: cellular developmental process; regulation of DNA-templated transcription. Gene Ontology annotation, molecular function: RNA polymerase II cis-regulatory region sequence-specific DNA binding; DNA-binding transcription repressor activity, RNA polymerase II-specific.
GUGCGUCAGCAGUGUCCGACGGCUUUGUUCCGUAAACGGCAGCAUCACACACUUGAUCACAUCCUCACGAGGAAAUAAAGCAUUGUGUCAAAAUACUACACUGUCAUCUCUGAACAAAUAACUUAUGCAGACAUGGAGAAAUCGAGUAAUUUAAAAUCGUUUUUGGAGUCGUCGCUCAAUGAAAUAUUCAAAGCAACCGUGAGUGACAUUCUGGAGUCUGUUGAGCAGACCUUGUCCGAGUAUCAAGGUAAAAUCCUAAGGAUAGAAACUGAAAAUGAAAAUCUCAGGCGCAGACUGUACGAAUGUGAUACCAGAAUAAAGACGGAAAACAAAGCCAAGGAGAGCAAUCAUGUGGUCACUUCCUGUGUGGACACUUCAGUAGAAAGAUAUCCAGGGGAGACAGCGUGUGCCAACAUACCUUGUUCCUCCACACCAAAUCACUCAAGGCCCCCCACCCAGAACAGGAGAAAGCUAAACUCCCGGCGACCACGCAGAGAGCAGCCCAGUCAGGAUGAAGCCUGUGCUCAGAUGGGGACAAACACACCACCGUCGGAACGACUGUUGUCUUCCAACAUGGAGAAAGGUCACGCCGGUGCGCUUUUCACUUUCACCGUCAAAUCUGACCCCGACCUGCAGGACGGCUGUGCCAUUGACCUCUCGAAGGCCCAGUCGCCUCUCAACCUAGUGGCAGCUAAGCAGAUCAAGAUGGAGGACACAGAGCUGGAGUAUGGUGGCAGCGAGCUCUACGGCUCAGAUUCCAGAGACAGUGACAAUGAUGUGCGGGUCACCAUCGUGUCUGACAGUCACUUGGGGGCCAGUGACAAUGAAGGCAGCUACUGCGGGGACUCAGAGACAGAUGAGAUGGAGAAGAGAUUGAGGCUGGACCACGGUGAGAAGGACACACUGGGGCCAGUUUCAGACAUUGAGGCAGAGUUCUCAUCUAGUGGAAGGAUGUUGCUUGAUGGACGAGAGUCUGGAGUGGUGGAGUCUGACAGAAACCUGUCGGACAGCCGGCUACUGGACGAAGAUGUUUCUGCGGGGGAGGACCUGACGCAGCCUGCUGACAAGCAGUGCACUUCAGAAAUCAAAACGCCUGGCAGUUUUUACCACUGUCCUGAGUGCAACAAAAUGUUCAGCCGCGUCGGCUCGCUGAACAUCCACCUGCGCAUCCACAGUGGUGAGAAGGCCCACACCUGCAGCCAGUGCGGCAAGCGAUUUGGCCGCGCCGACCUGCUCAAGUCGCACAAGCGAACUCACACGGGCGAGCGGCCCUUCAGCUGCAACCUGUGCGGCAAGAGCUACGCCCACCAGGGCCAGCUGCGCAUCCACAAGCGCGUGCACACGGGUGAGCGCCCCUACUGCUGCCCGCACUGUGCCAAACGCUUCAGCGAGCACAACCAGCUCAAGGUGCACCUGCGCACGCACACUGGCGAGCGGCCCUACAGCUGCGGCUUCUGCAGCAAGACGUUCAGCAACGCCGGCAACCUGCGCAUCCACGAGCGCAUCCACACGGGCGAGAAACCCUACGGCUGUGGCCAAUGCGGCAAGCGCUUCAAUGGCAUGGGCGACCUCAAGACGCACUACCGCAUCCACACGGGCGAACGGCCCUACAGCUGUGACCUGUGCAGCAAGACCUUCAGUCAGGCCGGACACCUGACCAUCCACAAGCGCAUGCACACAGGCGAGAAGCCCUACGGCUGCCCUGAGUGCGGCAAGCGCUUCAGUGUGGCAAGCAGCCUCAAGCUGCACCAGCGGACCCACACCGGUGAGAAACUGUAUGGCUGCACAUUCUGCGGCAAAAGCUUCAGCCGCGCAGGUCACCUGAAGCGGCACGAGCAGGUGCACACCAAGGAGAAGGUGUACACAUGCCAACAGUGCGGCCGUAACUACAGCGACAUGUCCACGCUCAAGAAGCACCAGAAGAUUCACCAGAGGAACCUGGCCAGCGAGAGAGGCCAGGCAGCCGCAGAGGAACCUCAGACACAGACUCGGACCGAGAGCCAAGAUAGCCUUAGCACACCAGAUGUGCCACAUGUUGAAACUAUAAAGGUCGAAUGUGAAUGAGGAGACCAUAUAAUGUAACAUUACUGUUUUUGUUUGUUUGUUUUGAGAACUUGCACAAAAUUGUUUUUUGUUUACCUUCAGUAAAAAAUGUUGUGUUACUGCAAUGAUGACACUUUUUACUGAAGAUAAAGCACUACAUCCAAAAAUGGGUAAUCACUGUUUUGUGAGCCCCAGUCAGUCUAACGUACAGAUUAUUACUGUAUAGUAUUUCAGUUUUUUUACUGUUUCAGAGGUUUUCAGUGGGGGGUACAUGGUGUAGAUUCUACUGUUGAAUCCAAAUUUAUGUAGAAGACUUGAUGUCUCUUGUUACUGUUGAAAAAGAAAAUCACUGAAUUAUUUUUCAAAGAAACUACAGUUCUGUAGCACAGAAAUUGCUUAAAAAAAAUAUUAACACAUUACAUUUGCAGGAUGUAACUAUUUAAUGUAAUACUCUUAUCCCGAUCAUAGAACUACAGUUUAAUAUGUCCCACUUUUGUUUUGCUUCAGUAAUAUGGGUAACUGCUGUUAGUUGCUAGUCUAAGACAUUUCAGAUAUAUUUCAAUAUAUAUCAACGUGAAAUUAUUAUAGCACCCACUUUAAGCUCAGUCAAAUUACCUGUACUUUAGAUUGCUUCAAGAGUGAUGUACCAGUUAUUUUAUUGUAUCAUCCACUAUAACUUAUACUCUUUAAGGGACUUACCGGUAAUAAUGAAGGUGCUUAUAGAGAAAAAAAUAAAGCCUUGUGUACAUCAUUAUAUAAAAUAAUAAUUAUUUAUUUAAACUAUCACGGAAAUAAUCUAUAUCAUUAUAAUCAAUAUAAUCAUUCAGAAGUGUUGUAGCAGGAUGUUCAACUGUGUUGUGUCUGUAUAAUGAAUGAUAAAGGAUGAGCCAUUGUGCCGUUUAUACCUAAACAAAAUUAAAAAAAAAUAAAAUACAGCCAUUAAA